UCGUUCGUUUAUGAAAUUGUUAUUGUUAAGUGAAAUAAUUAAUAAUGUUGUUGUACCUCGUCUGGUUCGUGGUGGUCGUAGCAGCCUUGGCGCUGUAUUAUAGACAAGUGUACACUAGGUUCUCCAAGUAUGGGGUGAAGCACUUCAGCCCAAUCCCGGUUGUGGGUAAUAUGGGAAGGAUUAUAUUGCGCGUUGAACAUUUCACAGACGACGUCCAAAGGAACUACGAUCAAUUUCCGGAGGAACGGUUUGUGGGAAGGUAUGAGUUUGUGAAGCCGGUGCUAAUGGUGAAGGAUCUUGAAUUGGUGAAGAAGAUAGCUAUUAAGGACUUCGAAUAUUUUUUGGAUCACAGAACAUUCGUGGAUGAAACUGUAGAUCCAGUGUUUGGAAGAAAUUUGAUCUCAUUGAAAGGUCAAGAGUGGAAGGAUAUGCGAGCAUCUCUGAGUCCAGCGUUCACCAGUUCGAAGAUACGACUUAUGGUGCCAUUUAUGGUAGAAGUUGGUGAUCAAAUGAUACAAGCUCUUAAAACCAAAAUCAGAGAUUCUGGAGUAAACUACGUCGACAUUGAGGCUAAAGAUCUAACGACCCGAUAUGCCAAUGACGUCAUCGCCUCUUGUGCAUUCGGACUCAAAGUAAACUCGCACAUGGACGAACAAAACGAGUUCUAUCAGAAGGGGAAGACAGCCUCCACAUUCGGGUUUAUUGAAACUCUGAAAUUCUUCUUUUUCAUCUCCUUCCCAAAGUUAAUGGCGAAACUAAAAGUAACACUAUUCAGCAAAGACACGACAAACUUCUUUCAAAAUCUGGUACUCGGUACAAUGAGAAAUCGAGAAGACCAAAAAAUUGUCAGACCGGAUAUGAUACAUCUGCUAAUGGAAGCCCAGAAAGGUAAAUUAACAUACGAUGAUAAAAUGGUACAAGACACUAAUGCAGGCUUUGCUACAGUUGAAGAAUCAUCAGUUGGAAAGAAAGUUAUAGACAGAGUAUGGACUGACACCGAUUUAGUGGCUCAAGCUGUUUUAUUCUUCAUCGCUGGCUUCGAGACUGUAUCCGCAGCGAUGUCAUUUGCCCUACACGAGUUGGCACUCAAUCCUGAAGUACAAGAGAAACUGGCACAGGAGAUAAAAGAGAAUGAUAUAAAAAACGGUGGGAAAUUCGACUACAAAUCCAUCCAAAACAUGACGUAUAUGGAUAUGGUAGUUUCAGAGGUGCUGAGAUUAUGGCCACCUGCAGUUGGUCUUGACAGGAUAUGCACCAAAGAUUACAAUUUAGGCAAACCCAACAGUAAAGCCACCGAAGACUAUAUUUUACGUAAAGGCGAAGGUAUUCUAAUCCCAACGUUCUCCCUCCACCGGGAUCCCGAGUUAUUCUCUAAUCCCUUAAAGUUUGAUCCAGAAAGAUUCUCCGAGGAGAACAAGGACAAAAUACAACCUCUAUCGUAUAUGCCAUUUGGAUUGGGUCCCAGGAAUUGUAUUGGUUCGAGAUUCGCUCUGUGUGAGGUGAAAGUGAUGCUGUACCAGUUGUUGCAACACAUGGAGAUAUCGCCGUGUGAGAAGACAUGUGUGUCGUCCCAGCUCGCCACAGACACAUUCAACUUGCGGAUCAAAGGAGGACACUGGAUGCGGUUGAAAAUCAGAUCAUACAACAAUAACAGCCACUAUGUAAUGGACAGUUGCGUACUACGUCGCGCAAUGUUGUUGUACCUCGUCUGGUUUGUGGUGGUCGUAGCAACCUUGGCGCUGUAUUAUAAACAAGUGUACUCCAGAUUCUCCAAGUAUGGGGUAAAGCACUUCAGCCCAAUCCCGGUUGCGGGUAACAUGGGAAGGAUUUUACUGCGCAUUGAACAUUUGACUGAUGCCAUCCAAAGAAACUACGAUCAUUUUUCGGAGGAAAGAUUUGUGGGAAGAUAUGACUUUGUGAAGCCGGUGCUAAUGGUGAAGGAUCUUGAAUUGGUCAAGAAAAUAGCUAUUAAGGACUUCGAAUAUUUUUUGGAUCACACAACAUUGGUGGAUGCAACAUUUUCUUCUUUACUUAUAUUUGUAACAAUAAGAUCAUUAGAUGAAUUGUUUUUUAAAGGUCAAGAGUGGAAGGAUAUGCGUGCAUCUCUGAGUCCAGCAUUCACCAGUUCGAAGAUACGGAUUAUGGUACCAUUCAUGGUAGAAGUUGGUGAUCAAAUGAUGCAAGCUCUUAAAACUAAAAUCCGAGGUUCAGGAGUCAACUACGUCGACAUUGAGGCUAAAGAUCUGACGACCCGAUAUGCCAAUGACGUCAUCGCCUCUUGUGCUUUCGGACUCAAAGUAGACUCGCACAUGGACGAACGAAACGAGUUCUAUCAGAAGGGGAAAUCCGCCGCCACAUUCGGAUUUAUUGCAAUUCUGAAAUUCUUUCUUUUGAUCUCCUUUCCAAAGUUAAUGGCGAAAAUAAAAUUAUCGCCAAUCAGCAAAGCUACGACAAACUUCUUUAAAAAUCUGGUACUCGGUACAAUGAAAAAUCGAAAAGACCAAAAAAUUAUCAGACCGGAUAUGAUACAUCUACUAAUGGAAGCCCAAAAAGGAAAAUUAAAAUACGAUGAUAAAAUGGUACAAGACACAAAUGCAGGCUUUGCUACAGUUGAAGAAUCGUCAGUUGGAAAGAAAGUUAUAGACAGAGUAUGGACUGACACCGAUUUAGUGGCUCAAGCUGUUUUAUUCUUCAUCGCUGGCUUCGAGACUGUAUCCUCAGCGAUGUCGUUUGCCCUACACGAGUUGGCUCUCAAUCCUGAAAUACAAGAUAAACUGGUACAGGAGAUAAAAGAGAAUGAAAUCAGAAACGGUGGGAAAUUCGACUACAAAUCCAUCCAGAAUAUGCCGUAUAUGGAUAUGGUAGUUUCAGAGGUGCUGAGAUUAUGGCCACCCUUAGUUCGUCUUGACAGGAUAUGCACCAAAGAUUACAAUUUAGGCAAACCCAACAGUAAAGCUACCGAAGACUAUAUUUUACGAAAAGGCGAAGCUAUUCUGAUUCCAACAUUCUCCUUCCACCGGGAUCCGGAAUUAUUCCCUAACCCCUUGAAGUUUGAUCCAGAAAGAUUCUCCGAGGAGAACAAGGACAAAAUACAACCUCUAUCGUAUAUGCCAUUCGGAUUGGGUCCCAGGAAUUGUAUAGGUUCGAGAUUCGCUCUGUGCGAGGUGAAAGUGAUGCUGUACCAGCUACUGCAACACAUGGAGGUAUCGCCGUGUGAGAAGACAUGUGUGUCGUCCCAGCUCGCCACAGACACAUUCAACUUGCGGAUCAAAGGGGGACACUGGGUGCGAUUAAAAAUCAGAUCAUAG
Molecule: messenger RNA, 3308 nt
Organism: Achroia grisella
Lineage: Eukaryota; Metazoa; Arthropoda; Insecta; Lepidoptera; Pyralidae
Exons: 22
Coding region: 45-3308 (1087 amino acids)
Molecular function (GO): heme binding; monooxygenase activity; oxidoreductase activity, acting on paired donors, with incorporation or reduction of molecular oxygen
Source: RefSeq, a predicted model, not a curated record